AUGAAUUCAAUUGUAAUUUUUACUUUCUUUGUAAUUGGCGUGGUACUCGCUGGUCAUGGACACGACAAUGCUCACUACAAAUUUGAGUAUGGCGUUCAUGAUCCUCACACUCACGACCACAAAUCACAGCAUGAACACAGACAUGGCCAUGAUGUCACUGGAGGUUACACCCUCAAAGAAGCCGAUGGAACUCACAGAGUUGUCAAAUACAAAUCUUCACCCCACAAUGGAUUCGAAGCUGUUGUUGAAAGGGUAGGUCAUGCCCAACAUCCUGCUCACUACGGUCAUGGUCAUGGGCAUGGUGGACACGGCCAUGGUGGGCAUGGUGGAGCUACCAGCUACGUUGGUGUUACACACUGGGCGAACCAAGGAAGUGAAGGAGGGCACGGUCAUGGAUACUAA
Molecule: messenger RNA, 402 nt
Organism: Diabrotica balteata
Lineage: Eukaryota; Metazoa; Arthropoda; Insecta; Coleoptera; Chrysomelidae
Source: the annotation of a GenBank genome assembly